Messenger RNA from Cylicostephanus goldi, 765 nucleotides. The record is from the annotation of a GenBank genome assembly. NCBI's taxonomy places the organism in Eukaryota, Metazoa, Nematoda, Chromadorea, Rhabditida, Strongylidae.
AUGGGACUUGGGAAAACUCUGAGCAUAAUCUCUCUCAUAGUCAAUGCAAAGUUGGAACGAAGACGACGAAGGAAAGAAGGAACUGAUGAAGUGGACAAAGAAAGGAGGAAGCAGAUCAAGGCUAGAGGGCUCGUGCCAUCAAAUGCUACUCUGAUUGUGGCACCAGCAGCGCUGAUUUACCAUUGGGAAGCAGAAAUCAAUGAACGAUGUGAAGAUAAUCUUCUGGACACCAUCGUAUACCAUUCCGCUUCGAGAAAGAAGAUUGGGAUCGAAACCUUAAAACAUGCUGAUGUUAUUAUCACCACUUACACGACAUUAGCAAGCGAAAUUGAAGGAGACAAUAAGCAUGAAAGGGUCCGUGUUCGAAGUCCCUCUCAGAAAACAAGCGUUUUAGAAGAGAUUUAUUGGGCAAGGAUUGUACUGGACGAGGCGCACCAAAUCAAAAACAAGGCUACGAAAUCUUCAAGGGCAGUAUGCAGAUUGGAAGCGGACGCUCGGUGGUGCGUCACAGGUACACCACUUCAUAACAAUCUUUGGGAUUUAUACUCUUUGAUGAGAUUUCUCAAAGUCGAUCAGUUUUCUGAAGAGUGGUAUUGGAAGGAGUACGUUGUCAAUUCUUCGAAGAAAUCUGCUGACCGUCUGAAUCUUCUGAUGAAAACUUUUGUUCUUCGUCGAGAGAAGAACUUCAUCUCAACGAUGUCUGGAAAACAGCUGGUAGUGUGCAGCAUUAACGUAUCACUGACUUAUGCACUAUAUGUACUCUUC